GCUGCGCCUGUGCAUGCGCAGGGCGGGGAGACCUUGGCGAGGCGGCUGAGGAGCUUAGCGGACGGGGAACCACUGGCGGAAAGGAAAGUUGAGAGGCAAGAUGCAGAGCUGGAGUCGUGUGUACUGCUCCUUGGCCAAGAGAGGCCAUUUUAGUCGGAUAUCUCAUGGCUUACAGGGAGUUUCUGCAGUGCCUCUGAGAACUUAUGCAGAUCAACCAAUUGAUGCUGAUGUGACAGUGAUAGGUUCUGGUCCCGGAGGAUAUGUCGCUGCUAUAAAAGCUGCCCAGUUGGGCUUCAAGACAGUCUGCGUUGAGAAAAAUGAGACGCUUGGGGGAACGUGCUUGAAUGUUGGUUGUAUUCCUUCUAAGGCUUUAUUAAAUAACUCUCAUUAUUAUCAUAUGGCCCAUGGAAAAGAUUUUGCAUCUAGGGGAAUUGAAAUGUCUGAAGUUCGCUUGAAUUUGGAGAAGAUGAUGGAGCAGAAGAGUACAGCAGUAAAAGCUUUAACUGGUGGAAUUGCCCACUUAUUCAAACAGAAUAAGGUUGUCCACGUAAAUGGAUAUGGAAAGAUAACUGGCAAAAAUCAGGUCACCGCUACGAAAGCUGAUGGCAGCACUCAAGUUAUUGAUACAAAGAACAUUCUUAUUGCUACAGGUUCGGAGGUUACACCUUUUCCUGGAAUCACGAUUGACGAAGAUACAAUAGUGUCAUCUACAGGUGCUUUAUCUUUAAAAAAAGUUCCAGAGAAGAUGGUUGUCAUUGGUGCAGGAGUAAUAGGUGUAGAACUGGGUUCAGUUUGGCAAAGACUUGGUGCAGAUGUGACAGCAGUUGAGUUUUUAGGUCAUGUUGGUGGAGUUGGAAUUGAUAUGGAGAUAUCUAAGAACUUUCAACGCAUCCUUCAAAAACAAGGAUUUAAAUUUAAAUUGAAUACAAAAGUUACUGGUGCUACCAAGAAGUCAGAUGGAAAAAUUGAUGUUUCUAUUGAAGGUGCUUCUGGUGGGAAAGCCGAAGUUAUCACGUGUGACGUACUCUUGGUUUGCAUUGGCCGACGACCCUUUACUCAGAACUUGGGACUGGAAGAGCUUGGAAUUGAACUAGAUCCUAGAGGUAGAAUUCCAGUCAAUACCAGAUUCCAAACUAAAAUUCCAAACAUCUAUGCUAUUGGGGACGUGGUUGCCGGUCCAAUGCUGGCUCACAAAGCAGAGGAUGAAGGCAUCAUCUGUGUUGAAGGAAUGGCUGGUGGCGCUGUGCACAUUGACUACAACUGUGUACCCUCUGUGAUUUACACACACCCUGAAGUUGCUUGGGUCGGCAAAUCCGAGGAGCAGCUGAAGGAAGAGGGUAUUGAGUACAAGGUUGGGAAAUUCCCCUUUGCUGCUAACAGCAGAGCUAAGACAAAUGCGGACACAGAUGGCAUGGUGAAGAUUCUGGGACAGAAAUCAACGGACAGGGUGUUGGGAGCACAUAUUCUAGGACCGGGCGCUGGUGAAAUGGUGAAUGAAGCUGCUCUCGCGCUGGAGUACGGAGCAUCCUGUGAGGAUAUAGCCAGAGUCUGCCAUGCACAUCCGACCUUAUCAGAAGCUUUUAGAGAAGCAAACCUGGCUGCAUCGUUUGGCAAACCAAUCAACUUUUAAAUUAGAAGAUUAUAUUUUUCUGAAAUUUCCUGGGAGCUUUUGUGGAGGUCACAUUUCUGAAUAGGAAAUGAUCACAGCUCCAAGAAUUUCUAGGACUGAAUUAUGAAACUUUUGGAAGGUUUUAAUAGGUUCGGAGAGAAUGGAAUAAUCUCAUCUAUUUUAAAAUAAAUUGAAUAUUUUGUUUCAGUGCAUUGAAAUUGCAGAAAAAAGCUACUUAUAGUAGCAUCCUGGAAAAUUUUCUUCAACCCAUAUUUUCAUGUUGUUUCUGAACGAUUCGACUUCACUAAAUGUAUGUUACAUAGCUUUUAUCUCUGCUCUUGUAAAGUUGGAUUUACUUACAUGGAUGGAGCUGGCAUAGGGUAUGUGAGCCAGCUGUGUUUGAAGCAAGGUGAUCAAGUUAUUUUAAACUUGGUUUUCGUAUUGGAAACAGUCAUUAGGAUCAGAUUAAAGUAUGUAUAAACCAUACUGAUGUAAAUAAAUGAUCUCAUUUAUUUUAUUUAAUCCCUAAAUUCUUGCAGCUUGGAGGUAGAAUUUAUGUUUAAAUUUUUAAGGACCCAUUGAGGUCUGCAGUUUCUAGUUAUCCAGUUAGCCAAAUUAAGGAGGUAUAUCUGUGAAAUUCAGAUACUAAAUGGAGACAUAACUGUAUUACAGCAGGGAAUGAAAAUACAGAAAUAAAUAGCUUAAAUAUUCAUUUACCUGUUGUUUUGAGUGGAUGUCAAGAUGGUCCUAAUUCUUUAUGACUACCUGUAGUGUAUAUUCUUACCUUACGUCUGUUUAUUCCUCUUCUAGGCCUGGAUGUAUCUUUUUACCACACUGGGGGACGACACUAAGGCAUUUAAAAGGUCAUUACCCUUUCAUCUGUUGUAGUGAUACCAGCUAACUGUGGAGCAUACACUUUUGGAGACACAGCAUAUGGAAAAUUUAAUCUGUUUUCUCCUGUGGCUUUCUAGUGUAUCCGUGGCUGGGUAAAUGACUUUCUUUAAAGAGAGCUAUAAAAUCAUAUUUAUCAAUAAAUGUUUAAAAUGGCCAGCUUUUGAAACACUUCAGUAACAAAGUAUUAAAUGUUAAAAUAGGCUUUUGCAUAUUUUAACUAAAUUAAAGAACCAGAUUAAGUAGUUCUCAAAUUUAGGAUAGCAUAUUCUAACAAGGAAAAACUAAAAGUACUAGAAAUGUGCAAACCAGAUACUCACUUGAUUGCAACUUACAGAUCACAGCCUAAGGGAAAGUUUAGAGAGUGUAAUGUGUCAGCAGAAGGCUAUGUGGGAUAAAGUACUGUCAAUUGCUCAGUUAGAAGGAAAGUGUUGGGUUGUCCUCAGGUUUUAAUUGCAUCAUCAGUGGGUCACAUUUCCCUUUUUCUUCUAUGUCCAGUGGUCUGGGACUGUGAUGGUCAUGAGUGAUCCAUUAUAAAGACUUUGGAUUCUCUUACUUACCUUGGAAAAAUAGGGAGUUUCUCUCUCAGUGGGCAGUUAACUUGGCUGAACCCCAACUCCAUUUUUGCUGGGGGCAGCAGCUGAAACAUUUACCCAGGCAUUUCAGCUUUACCUUGGCUGCAUUAUAUCUGUCCCAUGCAUGGUCAACCGGACACUGGGCAAAUGAUAUGCAGAGUUGGGGGGGGUCCUCCCCACAUGUGUCUCUCUUCUGGGGCUCCCCCCGCCUCAUAUUUUAGUUAUUCUCAUUGCCCCCGGCCCAGUCUUCUGAUUCCUUAAUCAGUAAAACUUGGCUUCUGCCUAGUGUGAUACUUGCUGGGACCCAGUGCUGUUCUCGGUCACCUCCCCUCUAUCUCCGGCCUGCUUCUGGUGGGUCUCCAGGACCUUUACUUUAAAACAUCUGUAUUUUGUUCAGAUUCUGCAGUAGUCAUAGCAGGAGGGCUGGCCUGAGACAUGCUACUCUGCCAUUAUUGGAAAUUACCUCUGUGUGUUUAAAAAUCUGAAAUCCCAGUAUUAUGUGAAGUGCUAGUUUAAACUUCAAACAUGUUACCUACUUUAGGGAAAGAAAUAUAGUGAGAAAUAGAAUUUAAUAUGAAGUUCUAGUUAUAGAAACACAAAAUAGUUAAAUAUAUCUAGGCGGGAAUGAAGUUGUGGGUAUAAAACAGAUUUUAAAUAUUCAUUUAUUAUUUACUAAGUUCUCACUAUUUUCUUGGAUUGUGAGGGUUGGGAAUUAGUUGUCCAGUUCCCUGAGUUAAUUAAAAUGAGUGAUUCUGAUGUAACAUCUUCAGUCGUUUAGCUAGAGAGGAAUGGGUAGUAGAAAAGACUUCAAUUUUAAAUAAAAUAUUUAAAAUUAAGGGAAAAAAUUAGUUGCUGUAGUAGAUGAUGAGGUAAAACCACUUUGCUAGGUAGUAGGAUUUCUACCUAAAUAAAAA
Molecule: messenger RNA, 3989 nt
Organism: Mustela erminea (ermine)
Lineage: Eukaryota; Metazoa; Chordata; Mammalia; Carnivora; Mustelidae
Gene: DLD
Product: dihydrolipoamide dehydrogenase
Exons: 14
Coding region: 101-1630 (509 amino acids)
Cellular component (GO): mitochondrion; oxoglutarate dehydrogenase complex
Molecular function (GO): flavin adenine dinucleotide binding; dihydrolipoyl dehydrogenase (NADH) activity
Source: RefSeq, a predicted model, not a curated record